Lactuca sativa (garden lettuce) is the source of this 842-nucleotide messenger RNA. The record is from RefSeq and is a predicted model, not a curated record. NCBI's taxonomy places the organism in Eukaryota, Viridiplantae, Streptophyta, Magnoliopsida, Asterales, Asteraceae.
UUGUAGUUUAAAUUUUUUUCUUGUUAUUUAUUUUAUUUUUUUACACUUUAUCAGAAAAGCUUCCACUGUGUAAUGUAGAAUCCAAGCGAGAUCACCUCUAUCAGGUAAACUUGUGUAGUAAAUUAAAAAAUUCUCGAUCAUAUUUUACUAGUCAAGUUCUUGUGGGCCCCAUUUACAUGGUAUAUGAAGCAAUGAAAAUGUGAUUGUGUUUUGUUUUGUUUAUGAUUUAGUUUUGAAAAUCCUACAUGGGGAAGCCUAUGUUGCUAGUGGGAUCGAGUCUUGGGGCAGCAGUUGCAAUUGACCUUGCAGUCAACCAUCCAGAAGCUGUUGAUAAGCUGAUUUUGCUUGAUGCAAGUGUUUAUGCAGAAGGCACUGGAAGCCUCUCUAGGUUACCCAAAUUUGUAGCUUAUGCUGGUGUCUCUAAGUUAAAGAGCCUCCCAUUUCGUUUUUAUGCAACUAGUUUGACUUUUAAUUUUCUUCCAUUCAACACAUGCUUAGAUUGGACUCGUAUUGGACGCUUACAUUGUCUAUUACCUUGGUGGGAAGACGCUACUGUUGACUUCAUGAACAGUGGGGGCUACAAUGUCACUUCCCAAAUCAAUCAGGUUUUGAAUAAAACACUCAUAAUAUGGGGUGCAGAUCAUCAAAUCAUUGACAGCAAACUUGCAGUGGCUAUUUUUAAAGAGCAGCUCCAUAAUAACGGAUAUCUUCUCCUUCAUGCCAACAGCGGAUUGAACCAAAUGAGGACAAGGAUAUGUGACAUGGUGGUUAUCGCUAAGAUGAUGAACACCACAAUGCAUUACAAUUAUGGACAUGUCAAAGCAGGACAACCAACAGGAUAA